This is a messenger RNA of Hydractinia symbiolongicarpus, 10342 nucleotides long. RefSeq lists its product as uncharacterized. The record is from RefSeq and is a predicted model, not a curated record. The transcript has 13 exons. The coding region runs from base 4325 to 6019 and encodes 564 amino acids. Lineage: Eukaryota; Metazoa; Cnidaria; Hydrozoa; Anthoathecata; Hydractiniidae.
GCAAAUAGCAUCCAAAUCAAAAUUGCAUUCUUUAAUCAUCAUUUACUCGUUUCCUUAUUUUUGCGAUUUUAUAGUUUUCUUAAAAAAUAUGUGCACUUUGUUUGUGCAAUUGAUUAACUUUUGCUUAUUUUUGCGCAACUUAUUUUCUCUAUUCCCUUUUAAGAUUUUAAAUUGCUUGGGGAACCUAAAUUUGCGAAUAGGCCUAAUAUCGCCUAUUACAUGAACCUCAGGUGGGAGCGUCCGACAGAAUAUUAAGCAGAUAUUUAGCAAGGUUAAAUCGGAUAUCUGUAAUUAUUUUGUCGAGCUUGUGAUAUUCGGCGACGUGCAUUAAUAUUCUUUUCUUGAAGUAGCUGAAAUUUUUUAUAUUGUUUUUUUAGUAAAUUUCUUUCAAAUACAGUUCAAUGUUAUUAAAUCUUAUUACGCUAUGAACUUUGUGCAAACAAUUUUAUGUUACGAUUUAUAUCUUAAAAUUAAAGCUUCAAUUUCCUGGUUUGCCACUGUUCCUAUUGUUAAAGUAAAGUCUGAAGAAAUGGAUAAUUCGAAUAUCAGUUCUCCAGAGAUCCACUUUCAUUUAAUCAUUAAUUAAGUCGUUCGAUUUAAUUUAAUCAGUAAAGAUAACUGAUUGGUCAUUUAUUAGAUUAUUCGCUAGAAUUAGUUCUCACAAAAUAUCUAAGCAGUUAUCAUUCUGGAAAUUAUUCGCGAAAUUGCAAAUAUUAAUUUCGUCGAAAAUUUAGUCCUUUAAGGUAAUACAUUUUUUCUGAAUUUUUUUUUCAUCCCUUGUUCUGUCAACAUUUUCAUCAAUUUUUGUCAUCUCUGCUAAAUGCCACUGUGACUUAGUAUUUCUUCAUCUAAUAGAGGUAACCUUCAUCAUCUGAUAGGGACGGCACCGAUAGUAUGUGUUACUAUCAUGGUCUGCAUUAUCUUUUCAAAUUACUUUUAGGGAAUUCUUCACCCUUUACUCCCUUGUCUGGGUAAAUUAAAAAUUUUUCUUUCCAUUUGUAAAUUCAACUUCAAAGUAUGUUCAAACUUAUCUGAUUGAUUUCAUCGGCCUUUGUUGUCUCUGCUUUUACAAAAUUUUCUAGUUGUGAAGUUGCAACCGAUUGUAGGUUGAAAUUAUUGCUAAAAACCAUUUGAUUUGAUGUAGAUAAUCUUGGCAAAUAUAGCCUAUGCUAUGAACAUUUUAAAGUUACAUUUGUUAUCUUUUUAGUUCUCGUCAUCUAUUCAUAAAGGACAGGAUGGUUCCGUUCAACCAUUCCUUUAUUACAAUAGUGUCUCAUCAGAAGUUUUUCAUGUCUUAAUGUUAACCUCUUCAUGCGUUUUACGAAUUCAUUCAUUACGCAUCCUUAAGUAGGCAAUCCAAAUUUGAAAUAUUCUGAUUAAAACAAGUGCCUUAAAUAAAGAUUAUAAAGUGUUACCCUGACUGACUGGCAGUACAGUGUAAUAUUCAAUUGUUUCAAGGGCAAGAGAGGUAAUUGUAGAUUGUUGAAGUUGGUUGAUUGUGUAAAAAAAUCAUUGAAAGAGAUUUAUGAGUUACUUUGAAUUGAUAUAGGCAGGAUGCAAUUUGAUUUCGUUCAAGUGCGUGGCGCUAAAGCUACAAUAUUCUAACUCAGAAAGCUUUGAAAAAAGUAUAGUAAAGUCUAAGCAUUGACUUGUAGUAUAUAGGCAACAAAAUGAUUUCAGCUCAUUGUGAGAGAUGUGUAGAACUUCUGUUACUUAGGCGAUAUGUUGGGUAAUGGGUGUUGGAAAAAGUGUUACUUGCAGGAAACGUUCUGCUUGGAAAACAUUUAGAGAGGUACUUCCUUUGAUAACAAGCAGAGUUUUGUUGUUUCAGAGAUAAGGGGCUUCGUAUGAGACGUGUAUACAGUUAUUAUGUUAAACGAGAUUGCACAGUGAAGCAGGAAGUUUUUGAUUGUUUAAAAGAAAAAAGAUAUGAUGAUGGUUAGCUGAAUGUGUCACUGCUGUUUGAAGUCAGGAAGCGUUCACAUAAGCUAAUAAGCAUAGAAUCUAGGCUUUUGAGUGUCUGAAUAUCUUAGUUUAUAAUACCAUCUAUUAUCGAUGCUAUCAUCAUUAUUUAAACCCAUCAAAAUAAUCCUUAUGUCACGCGUGUUAGUUUCUGUUGGAUCUUUCUUGAGGUGUGCGUAUGGACCGUUGUUAAUGUGGUCAUAACAUUUAUCAAGAUAACUCUUCUUGUCUAAAUGACCGUCGUUAGGCCUCUAUUUGCUGACAAGAUCAUCAUAUCGUUAUCCUUUCUUAAUUUAGACAGUGUAAUGCACUCCUCUUUUGUCAUGUUUGUAACUUUUAAAUUUUGUUGAGUCAGGCUAAUUUUCGCACGAACAGUGUCUGCUUCCUUCUUUGACAAUACUUUAACUGCCUGUUCUGCACUUGCAACAAUUUCUUUAGUUAGUAAACUUGUUAAAGUUAGACAAUAAUAAAACACUACUCUCUUUCUCCGAAAGUUGUUUAGAAGAAAAGAUCGUGACCUACUUCGAUGUAUCAAUGGAAGUACAGUGGAAUCUCUCUAUCUCGACUACUCUCUAUCUCGAACUUCUCUCUAUCUCGAACUAAAGUCUCGGUCCUUUUGUGGUCCGCCUAAGGUAUUUUCCUUUCUUUAUCUCGAAGUUUCUCUAUCUCGAACAAAAUUUUGGUCCCUUGCGAGUUCGAGAUAGAGAGAUUCCACUGUAAUUUCAAUAACCACUGGUCUAUUGAUAUUUUUUAGGUGUCUGGUUUUGCACAAUCUCAUUUCUUUGUCACAACUACCUUUGUGAAAUUUUAUCUUUUGGUCGUAAUGAUCACCUGACGGUGCCCCAUUUUAUUCGGCGGAUCAUGUCUCACCACAAGAUCCGUUUUCACUUUGCAGUGUAGACGCAGGUCUUUCGGAAUAACGUCGUUGUGAGGACAACGUAAAGAAAAUCUUAGAUGAUUUAAAUAACCUGUGAUUUUCAAUCUAUUUUUUUCUAACCACAUGGGGCUCCAUAUUACUGUUUAAUAACUUUAAAAAUAUUACCACGGUUCUGGAUAUCAGGAAACGUAAAAAAAACCAUAAUUGUAUAGACAGAAAUACUCAUAGCAAUAGUUUUUCCUAUCAACUUCCAGAAAUAUUGUUACCAGCACUUCGAAAAGCGAAUACUUAGAAAUCGAAUACUUGACAAACUACGAGACAAACGUAACAAAAACCGAACUUUUAGAAAAAGGAACGUACCAUAAAGCAACAUUUAGAAAAAGGAAAGAUUUUAAUCAAUCUAUGCUUUCAUCUGGGUCCGUAAAAAAAAGUUAAUUACUUUAAUUGCUGUGAUCUGAUUGGUUGAUUUCGAUUCUCUAAUUAUCUUCUCAACUAAUAAAUAGCCAAAGAUGAUUACCAUCAUUCCCUUCGAUGACAGCUGUGGCUGUCGAAACGUAGCCUAGAAUAAACUGGCUGUACGUGACAUGAUGAUAUCUAUUAUCAAUAAUGAUGGCGGAACAGAUUGUUUAAGGCAAAAUUAUUAUAUGAUACAUUACUUUGCAGCUUUUUUUUUGCCCAUUCACAUGCGAAAGCUUCAUAAUAGAAAUGUUUUUUAACUGUAAUAUAUCUUUACCAACACAAGUUUAAUCAUGCGAAACAUCAAUUGCCAUACUUUAUUUUGUCAUGGAAAGCAUAUUUGAUUUACAAUAAAAAGUAAUUGUCCAGCAUUUUUCCAUCCAUCGUAAUCAUCUUUCCAGACAAUUAAAAAUAAAGGAGACAUAUUUUACCAACUCUUGCUCACUUUCCAGUUUCCAAACAACUUUCAAAGAUUUCACUGUAAAAAUAUUUUUCAUCCCAAUCCCUAUUCUCCUAAAAAUACCUUGCCAGUUUCUUUUGUUUCCACUGUGUGUUGAUAAGGUUUUAUGCUGGGUCAUCUGUUGCUGUAUACCUCAGGGCUAUUGUUAAAGGGUUUUUUCACUGGUAAUAAUGCCUUAUUGCCAUCCUGCCACUCACCGAAGUACUGUUACUUCGCUUACAUCUCAUUGUAGGUCAAUUUUGCUACCCUUAAUUAACCUUUCAUGUUUACUGGAGAGAUUCAGUUGUUAACAAAAUAUCAUGCCCUGCUUUUUUCAUUUAUUUCAAGAUAUUGCCUAUUUAUAUCUCCGUAUCAUUAAAAGCCACUGUUUAUUUGUAAGGUAAACAAUGUAUUGGAAGUUAAAUUGUUUUAUUAUAUCUUAUUAUUGUUUUAUUAUAUCUAUUUUAGACAUGUUUAAAAUUGUAUUUGUUUGUUUGAUUGCACUUAUAUGCAUGGAGCACUAGUACUAAAAAGUUUUACUUUUCAGCAAUUUGUCUAAAUUUUUAGCUGUAUAAACAAAAAACUUGGUGAUGUCUAGACGAAAUCAGAAUCCACAUGGGUUCACUUUUACAGCUGCACCUAGUUGUGGAUUGUUUGGUGCAACUAGCCCUAAACAUUUUGGUGCAACUCGCCCUAGACAUUUUGGUGCAACUCGCCCUAGACAUUUUGGUGCAACUAGCCCUAAACAUUUUGGUGCAACUAGCCCUAAACAUUUUGGUGCAACUAGCCCUAAACAUUUUGGUGCAACUAGCCCUAAACAUUUUGAUGCAGCUACUCAACCAACAAGUUCGUCGUCUCGCAACAUUUUAACUAAGGAUCUUUUGACCUACUAUGACAUGAAUGAUGAAACAAUAUUGUUAUGUGGGAAUGAUUUUUCAGUCCCUGUUAAACUUGGUAUUAUCGGUGCAUUUAUGCCAGCAAUGCAGAAGUAUCUGAAAGAAAAUAAAAUUCCAAUUGUUCAACAGCGAGAAAACUGGCAUUUUCAAAAACCCUUAAUUUCGGUUGGUGAUCUAGAAGAAAAUAAUAUACCUAUAGAAAGCAACACGAAACAUCAAGAAAUUAAAAAGGAAAGAAAUGAAUGUGCUACUAAGAUUCAAAGAAGUAUAAGAAUGUUCGAUUUUGAUGCUGCGGCCUCUAGUUUGCUUGUUAAUUGCUUGGUAAAGAAAGAAAUGCCACAGCGUUGGAGUGACGUAGUUGUUUUAUUGAAAAUCAGUCACUUUUUCGAAGCUGACCUCAUUAUUCAACACUGUUACAUGACAGGGGAAAAAUUGUUGUCAAUUGACAAUGACCAUUGCUAUGAAGCAAUUCAGUUAAUGACGUUGUACAAAUUUGAUAAUUGGUGCAACGCAGUUGCAUCAAUUAUAAAGCGUGAUAAUACCUGGAAAAAAGAAACGAUUUGGGAUUCCUUUUUCAAUGGAAAUAAUGAAGUUAUGUGUAAGAUCACAAGGAUCUUAUUUGGGAAUAGUACACCUAGUCCUGAACGGUUUGAAACAUUUAACAAUAUGGUAACACGAUAUCUCUUGCAAUACUAUGUGGAAAAUGAUGAAAAAAUUUUGCUUUGUGGUGAUGGGUAUAACAUUCCAAUUACCCUUGGCGUCAUUAAUACUUUCAUACCCGUGAUGAAAACCUGUCUAGAAACAAAAGUCAAUGAAAGUAAAGAUUGCACGGAAGUACCAGUUCAAGAAGAAAAAAAUGACACACAAGAAGAAGAAAAUGACAAAAAAGAAGCUGAAAAUGAUAUACAAGGAGCUAAAAAUAACAUACAAGAUGAAGAAAAUGGCAUACAAGAAGCAGAAGGAGGAAUACAGGAAGUGGAUAAUGAAAAAGAGAAAAGAAAUUUGAGGAUCAUUAGGGUUCAGAAGUUUGAUGAAGAUUGCGUUAAAUUGCUGGUAAAUUGUUUCCAAGAGGAAAUUUGGGAACUAGAUUGGUCAGACAUGGUCAAGUUACUAGAAGUCAGUCAUUUUUACCAAGCUGUUGCUGUUAUUCAGACAUGUUACGAAAUUGGCAACAAGUUGAUUCAAGCAACAAACGACGCCCAGCAUUAUUACGAAGCAAUCGAAUUGAUGACGUUAUAUGGAUUUGACGACUGGUGCCAGGAGAUUGCGAAAAAAAUGAGAGCUGGUCAACUUUGGAAAAAUGAAGAAAAUUGGAAAGCACUUUUUACAGAUAAUGUAGAUGUUAUGUGUAAAGUAACAAGAAUGAUGUCGGACAUACAUUUUAACUAAAAUUAAACACUUUAAAUACGAUUCUAAAUUACCUGAAGUGGAUAAAUUUUGGGGAGGAUUAAAUUUGACGAAUUUCGGCGAAAUUCGCCAAAUUAAAUACCUGCCAAAGUUUUGAUAACUGACCUAUUCGCCAAAUUAAAUACUUACCAAAUUUAACAUAAUUUACCGUUCGGCAAAUUAAAUCCCAGCCAAAUUUAAAAAAAAUACGUUUUUUUUUAAAUCACACAUGCGGAGUAGUGUGAUAUGUUGGUUUACCCUUUCGUCGCGGCGGCGGCGGCGGCAGCUGUCUUCAGGAAAGUUUCAACACACUGGUUUCAAGUCAUUGUUAUUGCUCAUUUCACUAGAUGAAAAAUUCUCUACUAUUUUCUCGCAUAAACGGAAAGCUCGUGUUGUUGUGCUUGAUACAAACUUGGAGGAAAGAAUACGGAAGGAGAAACAACUUCAUUUCUGUACGCUUUAAAUGUAUUGAAUUUUCUAUUGUUUUUAAUUUCAAAAGAAUCAGUGCGUGAGGUGCUCGACCGAGUCUUUUUCGCAAAAAAAAUGAUUAAAUUCCAUAUUAACUUUUUUCUAUUGAAAUCUGAGUGUAACACGCUGCAGGCACGUGAUAUUUGUAUGGAAAGUGUGCCUAAUAUAAGUCGGUAAACAUUGCUGUUAAAAACGUCAACAAUACGUUUGGAAAAAAGCGUUUAACCAUGAUAAUAACCUAUUUUUGCAGGCUUGAGUAUACCACUUUGAUCAUGAAAAACAAUAUAGAUAGAUAUGCGCCGGACGAGUGCCGACAAAAUGUGUGCUGGAUUAAUGUUUAUUCUAACUAAAGAAAUAACUUCUUAUAACAAAACGUCGUUUUAAAACGAGAUAUAAACUUUUUCUUUUUGUUUACAAAAGUGUCGAGCAUGUGCUUCUUCGCUAAUUAUGUUAACAUAAGAACAAAAGAAAUUUUACCGACUUUAAUAUGGCUUCUUGUUUUGAUAAUAUUAUCAAAUUCAUCAUCAAAUUAUCUAAUUGUUUUUAUAACCAAUCAUAGUUGCGAAUUGAUAUUCACGAAUAAUUUAGUCACACAACCACCAAAAUUUCAAAUUAAGUUUCUAUACAGACACCUGCUAGAACCUCACGCAGUGUUUCAAUAGAAUUAAAAGAGUUGUUUCUCCUUCCGUAUUCUUUCCUCCAAGGUACAAAGUUAAUGAAGAAGUUAUCUUUAUCUUUAGCUGUUUUUAUUAAAACAUGGCGCUAAGUUAAGAUGAAGAAAAAAGCUGUUGUUGCUGAAAUUUUUCAAGCAAAAAUGAAAUGAAGUAAAUAUAAUUUAAAAACCAACAAUUUUAGAUUGAUUUGAAAGGACGCUGAUGUUUUAAAGUGUUUUUAUGUUACAAUACGUAACAUUUCUUUCUGCUUGUAGAGUUUCUCAUAGCUAGCCAGGAUUAAAGACUUAAAGAAUUAAGCAGGGAUUUUCUUUUCUUCUUUUCAGCGAAACAAAUGAACAAGCAAACAAACAAACCAAUUUUUAUUAUGUGUAUUCUGCCAUGUAUAAAAGAAUCGUAGCUAAGAAUUUGAGUGUCGUAUAAUUUAUUGGGGUUUUUCUGGACAAUGUUGUAUUAACAUAUAAAGUUCUAACUUCUGGAAAAAUAUAAUUUUUUCUAUUUUUUCACAUGUGGUCUCACAAAAGCAAAACUUAUAUUCGGUUGUUUUGCUUUCCUUUUGCAUAUUCUUUUGAAAUAAGUUCUCACGUGCAGAGGAAAAAACAUUUUUGAAAAGAAGCUUUUGUCCGGAGUGAUCAGAAUGUUUGAUAAAAUUUUAAAGCAUGCAAAAAGUGUGACGACCUCCUACACGGUGAUUUUGAGAAUUUUAUUUCACACGUCAAAAGCUGGGUUUAUUCUUGGCUAGUUUCUUUUACCUCCUUUGACACACCAUGUUCUAAUUAGCUUUUUGAACAAUUUCGUUUAAAUUUUAGCCCUUCUCAAAAACAAAAUUUACGAAUAUGCAAGUGAUGCAACUGGAAUUGCAGGUUAUUAUUUUUUUACUAAUAUCUGGAUCAGUAUUAUAAUACAACAUAUUCUUUUAAGGAACGCGUCGACUGAAAUGUUUUUUCGUCAUGUGUGGUUGUAAUCCGACCGCGGUUUUUUGUUUAAAUAAAAAAAAGAAAAAUGUUUUUUUCCCAUAAAACCAACUUAUUUUAUAUUCACAACAAGUUUUAUAAAUAAAAUUCAUUUCUUUGUGUCAUUCGGCAAAAUAAAUCCCUGGCAAAACAAACAUUUGUUGUACUCGCCAAAAUGAAUCCUCGCCAAAUUUUAUAAAAUUUAUCAUUCGGCAAAUUAAAUACUCGCCAAAAUUUAUCCACUUAGGGUAAGACAUCAGCUACAAUCGUGAACAUAAAUUAUGAGACAAAUCAGAAAUUCAUAUAAAAUUGGAGUUUGUCACUCCCCCCUCCCCCAAUCUCAAUGUUGUGAAGUCAAAUAUCUGUCAAAUGCAAGUCUAGGCUGUCCACAACAUUGAGAAAGGGGAAGGGGAUUUUUGAAGAAAUUUUUAUCCAAAAAUGUCUCGAUACAUUAUGCCCACGAUUGCACCUAAAAUAUCAAUCCUAUUCUCAUGCUAAACUUUAAGAAGAAAGGAUUAAUUUACACUUUUAUUGUCUCUGGAAUGACUCAACCGCGGUUUUGAAUCCGAGAUGUUUCACAUUGCAGACAAAGCUCUACCAAAAAUUUUUGAACUUGCUUUCCGAGCCAUAUGAACAUUGAUAAGAAUUGACCAAAAAUCUUCAUUUAUUUUUUGUUGAUAUUACAAAUUUUUAUCAAAGUUAACAAUUAAGAUGACCAGCAAUAUGGCCAGCACGAUGGACUUUACAUCUACUUUGAAGGUUUAAAAAAAAAAUGGAAUAACAAAAUUUGAAAGAAAAUUACAGUUUGUCCUCAAUUGAAGUGGGGACAUCAAGAGUUUUUUAAAGAAAUACUCAUUAGCAUUUUCGAAAAAAAUUGAUCUUUGAUUGAGAUGUUAAAAUUCGAUGUUUCUCUAUCUUAAAGAUACUGAGGAACUGACAUUUGUUUUAUAUUACGUAGAAACCUUUGUCAAUAACAGUCAAUUUAAUUAACAUUUUUUUUACGCCAAAAUCCGCACGCUAGUUCAAUUUUUGUUAAAUAGAAAGUAACCUAACAUUUAGCCACCCGAUGGCAAGCAAAUGACGUUAUUAGUCACAUCAUGGCGUCGUGACGUGUUAUUAAUUUUUCCUUUUUUGACUUAUUUUAAGGUUGACAACUUUCCUCCCAAACCUUAAUUUCCUAAAAAAACCCAAAAGGCUUAGUGGAAAUAUGGGUAAUCGAUUUGCGCCUAUUUUCAAACAAAGUCUUUUUCAAGUGUUCAUUUCUAAUGUGCUCCAAAGAAACCAAUAACUUAUUUGUAGAAGAUCUUAAGUCAAAUGGCAUGAAAGAAAUAGAAUAACGAAAUAAAAUACUUUUGAUGUCAUUAAUCUGAGAAAAUAAGUACAUGUUACAGUACAUUGUUUUCUUUCUUUUAUCCAUUCUGGUAGAUUAAAAACGGACGCAAAACCUGGUAACUAUGUUAUAAUUUUUUUACCAUUGUGUUCAGUUUUCAAGUGUUUUACAAGAAUAAAGGAAAUGAUAGUAUAAUAUUGUCCUAGCGAGAUACAAUAGUCUAUCUUGAAUGUGUGUUUUGAUUUUUAGCUAUAUGUAAAGGUCGACUGACUUUCACCGAUUGUAGAUCUUCUUUAAACUUAAGUAUACUGCUUUUUUUUAAAUAACUCUUUUGUGGUAUACUGCACGGCUAUUGUACUAAAUGAAUUUUUAUACUUAUGCAGAAGGUAUAUGCAUGACCACUUUGUUACGUAUACUUUUUUAUUACACUUUGGCAAAUUUAAUAAUGACUUUAUUCAUCAUUAUCUACAGAAUUUGAAACUCACAACACAGCUACCUUGAUUUUAUCAAAUGGAAAUUCGAUUUUUGUGGAUUUUGUGUGACACAGAUUUCAGAUAAUUAUGCGGCUUGUAUUUGUCUAUACAUCAAUAAAAUCAACCUAUAGCAUCGAAUAGGUCAACCCAACAAGGUAGAAAGGAAUAAAAAAGCUUUGGCUGUAUUUUAUAUUGUUUUAGAAAACUCCCCUUUCGAACACGUAUAUGUUUUAUUUCAAUUUUUUUAUUUCAAAUUAUAGGCAAAUAUGCUACGACGGCGCUAUCUGGUAACUAAUUUUUAGUUUUUGCUCUGGGUAUUAUAGUUUUGCAGGUUUUGAAAAGAAAUAUAAAAAUUAUUGUAAAUGUUUUAUAUUGUGGUCAAUAGCGUUUUCAAAUUAGCGAUGUCAUUACAUUGUUCUUUAAAUUUUGAA